AUGGGAAGAGUUCUGAGGGCUGAGCGAGGAGGGCGGCGGGCAGGCACAGCAGCGGCACAAGGAACACGCGAGAUGGCGGACGAACACUGCCCCGGAUCAGCUGAUCGUGGCGGCCGCGGCAGCGGCGGCGGCAGCACACACGGGGCGGGCGGAGGCCAGACACUCGCGAGGAAUCGCCGCCUCCCCGGAGACGCAGAGAUGUGGGAAAAUCCCACAGAAUCAGUGAAAAAAAGAGAAAAACCUCAAGAAACAUCUCAAAAUGGGAUUACGGUAUUUGCUAUGAUCCAAAAAUGGAGUGGAGGCAAUCAUAACGCGAGCACUACGGUGGGAUCGGACGGACGAGGCUUUCACGGGAUCAGAUGGAUACAGUCAGUGGCGAGCGGAGGAAUGGAGAAUGACGGUGAAGUGGUGCGGAUAGCGGCUGAGUGGACGAGUGACAGUCCGACGUAUUCCUGUGCCAGAUGA
Molecule: messenger RNA, 465 nt
Organism: Necator americanus (New World hookworm)
Lineage: Eukaryota; Metazoa; Nematoda; Chromadorea; Rhabditida; Ancylostomatidae
Exons: 4
Coding region: 1-465 (154 amino acids)
Source: RefSeq, a predicted model, not a curated record